GGAGGCUGUGUGUGUGUGUGUGUGUUUAAAUCACACAUCACCUCACACACAUCACUGCCUUGUCCAUACGACACUCACCCGUAUUUCUAGUGCUUAUGUCUUGGGGAAACAGUAUUAGACUUUCAUAUGGGGGAACUAACUAUAUUGAUCAAUUUAAGAAUAAAUAAAAAAAAAUAAGAAGAAGAAAUAAAUGAAAUCAUCUCAGUCGGUUCUGGAGCCGCAGCAUUGCACUGCAUGUCCGUGUGGAAACGUGAGCAGAAAGACGAAUACAAACUGCAGUGUGUAACCCACUGUAGCAGAAACAGCUGAUUGAUUUAAAGACUUGAGGGGAAAAUACACCUCCACCAGCACCGAGGAGCUGCUUGGGGUUUAUCCGUUCAGCGUUCGAGAGAAUCCAUAAUGAUGCCUGCACGAGAAGCCACCAAGAAGAAACCACCCAAGGACAGCUUAACUUUAUUACCCUGUUUCUAUUUCGUAGAGCUGCCUAUCGUGGCUUCCUCUAUGGUCUCUUUGUACUUCCUGGAGUUGACUGAUGUGCUGCAGCCUGCGCAGGUGGGUUUUCGCUGCCAUGACCGCUCGCUCAGCAUGCCCUACGUGGAGAGCGGAGAGGAACUUAUCCCCCUGCUCAUGCUGCUGAGUCUCGCCUUUGCUGGUCCCGCUGCUUCCAUUAUGAUGGGAGAGGGUAUUGUGUAUUGCAUGCAGUCCAGACUCAAGAUAGGGUCUGGGAAUGAGGGAAGCAUCAAUGCUGGUGGAUGUAAUUUCAACUCCUUCCUCCGCAGAACAGUGCGUUUUGUUGGUGUGCAUGUGUUUGGUCUUUGUGCCACGGCACUGGUCACUGACGUCAUCCAAAUUGCCACUGGCUACCACACACCCUUCUUUCUGACUGUAUGCAAGCCCAAUUACACCCUCCCUGGAGUCUCCUGUGACAAAAAUCCCUACAUCACUAAAGACAUCUGCUCUGGCCAUGACCAGCAUGCCAUUCUGUCAGCCAGGAAAACCUUUCCUUCCCAGCAUGCAACUCUUUCUUCCUUUGCUGCUGUUUAUAUUUCAAUGUACUUCAACUCCACUAUCUCAGACAACACCAAGCUGCUGAAACCUGUCCUGGUGUUUGCCUUUGCCAUUGCAGCUGCCCUGACCGGUCUCACUCAGAUCACACAGUACCGCAGCCACCCCAUUGACGUCUAUGUGGGUUUUUGCAUCGGCGCUGGCAUCGCGGUCUACCUGGCAUUCUAUGCUGUUUCUAACUUCAAACCAGCACAGGAUUCCAUUCCUGUUCCUGCCCCACCCCCUCCAAAGGAUGCCCUGCGAGCACUUGCCCAGAGAGGGCACGACUCGGUUUACAAUAAAGGCCAUGCCUCUGAGAGUAACGAAGAGAUCACGUCACCGUCUUCCUUGGAUGGCUUGAACCGCCCCAUCCAGCGUGAGAAGGCAUCAUUAGGUAGCCUGAAACGGGCCAGUGUAGACGUAGAGCUCCUUGCCCCCCGCAGCCCUAUGGGUAAGGAGACUAUGGUGACAUUCAGCAACACUUUACCGCGUGCUACAGCUGCAGGCCCUGAGGAGCCAACAAGGCGUCUGGUAACAGUGCCUGUGCCUGUGGACCCAAUGCGCUCACAUCAGCUAGUCUCUGAAUGGAAGCAAAAGUCCUUGGAGAUGCGCAGUGCAAGUCUACAGAGUGAUGAGGGCAGUAAAGAGGACUCAGACCUAGGUGAGGACACCACGGAAGAAGAGAGCGCACCAUCUACAUUAUACAGCACCACUGUACCACAAUCUGCCAAACCAGCCAAUGCACCCACUGGAGCAAGGGUAGUGAUGCCUCCCAAGCCGCCAGUCCCUCCUCCAGUGUCUCCAAAGAGUGCCAGCACCCGUGCUAAGUGGCUGUCUAUCACAGAGAAGAGUGGGGCCAAUAUACCAGGUGUGCUCAGGGUGACGAACCAACCUCGCAUCAUGCAGGUCAUUGCCAUGUCCAAGCAGCAGGGUCUGCUAUCCAGCACCAAAUCCUCUGAGGCAUCCUCUUCCUCUGCCACCUCCUCUAUCACAGGCACUGAGUCACCCCCCUAUCGCCCACCAUCUGAACGUGACAGCGGCUCUGGGAUCAUCACAGUUGAUGCCCAUGCCUCCCACCACCCUGUAGUCCACAUGGUCUCCAACCCUGCCAAUCCCUGGGAAUGGAGGGGAUCCUCAAACGGGAACAUGUCCGAUUCGUAUGAACUCAAUGACCUGAACCGCGAGGGCUCUAGAGGAUAUCGUCAGGUCAAGAACAGCUCGCCAUGCUCUUCAACUGGUGAGGCUGACCCAGAUUCCCAUAAGCCUUUUCAAACCCCUCAGCCCCCGCAACCUCCCCAGCUCCCCAAGCUCGAUCAAAACAUGGAGGGACGCAGUCUGCGCUGCAAAACCCCUCUGGUGCUUAUUGAUCGGGAGAACCCUCAGAACCAUCAGGAGAACUUUUACAAAAAGCUGCAGAGUGGAAGACGUUUCAAAGAGUGACAAGGCACAACAUCUAGGAGCACAAAUGAUGCAGGUUGGACCCAUAUCACUAUGCAUCACUCAGACUUUCGUUCUCAUUUUUGUGCAUUUUUUUUAGUUUUGAUGACUUUGCUCACUAGUGAGGGUAAAUACCUGCAUGGUUUAAUGAGAAAACAUAUCCCCCCCCAAAAAAAAUGCUGCUUCAGCCAAUACAAUGAGCACAAUAUUUUUGGUCAUAUCUCUGGACUGGAAUGGCACCGAAACCUAAUGAAGAAGAUAUAUACUCUAUAUAUAAUAUUUACCAGAAUCUCAGAUUUGAAAUAUGAAAAAGAGGCUGAUUGCAAGGUUGCUAUUUUGUAUUGUGGCCUUUUUAUCUGUUGGUACUUGAUUUUAAGCACAUUUGUCUGUGCCUAUGAUGUCAAGUGGAUUUCAUCUAUUUAUGUCUUUUAAUGUGGUACUAUCUUAGAGUAUAUUGCCUUGGGGAUAAUAACACUCUAAGAUACAUUUUAAUGGAGUUUAAAUUGAUCAACUUUCUCCUCGUGCAGGAGAGAGCUUGACUUCUUUUGCUUAAAGAAAUACUGCACUCAAAAAUGCUUGGCUUGUACUACUACUGCAUUUAGCAUUUUUCAGUGUAGUACAGUCAUGGGAAAUAUAACUCUUUUGACAUAUGGAGCUCAUGCGCUUAGAUCUUGACUAUAAUUCAUGCACACAUUAUACAUUUUCUAUAACACAGUUCAGAGACCACCAUUUCUGGCUGUAUGGGAAAAACACCAAAAAUUACUGGAGGUGAGUAACUGGUAGUUAUUGAGCGGUAAGCUCCAUGUCUGAAUGCGCUACAUUUCCCUGCAUAAGUCUUCUUAAGAAAAAAGUAUAGCUUUUUUGCUAUUUUCAAUAAAGGAAUGCAUUUUUUUUUUCUGAGCACUUGAAAAUAAAGCACAGGGAAGUGCCUGAAUGGCAUAUGGUUCCAGUUAUAGGUUCUAGUAAUAAAAAUGUGUUCAUAAGUGAGGGGGAUUGUUUAAGGCAUUUAUUGUCUUCAUAUUUUGUUUAUACUUUUCUCGGUUAAUGAAGAGCGUGUGGCUUGUGCUCACUUGCCGAUGGACUACUGCAUGUUACGUGAGUGGUUGUAUCAGUUGGAAGUUCAGCCUUGUCACAGUGAUGAAUUAAAUUUGAUCAGUGAUUGUCUUUGCAUCGUGUGGCAAAUGAAGCACAAUGGACAUUUAAUGUGCAGACGUGUGAAGAUAUAAAUAUAAUAUAAUUUUCAUAUUGCGAUAAUAUUGCCAAACCUUUCAGCAUAGUUGGAAAACUAUGAUAUCAGCAUGAGAUUGUAUUAAAAUUCUAUGUAUUCAAAGAUUAUA
This is a messenger RNA of Hemibagrus wyckioides, 3818 nucleotides long. It is a transcript of the gene plppr3b, whose product is annotated as phospholipid phosphatase related 3b. The coding region runs from base 400 to 2484 and encodes 694 amino acids. The transcript is spliced from 8 exons. The record is from RefSeq and is a predicted model, not a curated record. Gene Ontology annotation, molecular function: phosphatidate phosphatase activity. Lineage: Eukaryota; Metazoa; Chordata; Actinopteri; Siluriformes; Bagridae. Gene Ontology annotation, biological process: phospholipid metabolic process; phospholipid dephosphorylation; signal transduction.